AUGUUGGAACGCGAGGGUGUGUGCAGGGCCACUGUUUGCUUUUGUGCGUUUGGCUUGCAGGAUCCCGAGAACGGCAAGCCCUACUAUGGCAAGAUGGCAGUGGAUGUCAACGACGGCAAGCUGGCUCGGGAACUUAUGCGCCAAGCCCAUUGCCCACACAAACCUCACGAGCACCAACCUCUUCGAGGAAGCGCCCGGCUGGGAACCACACGGGUUGCCAGGGCCGUCUGUGCAACAGUUUGGCCAAAGGCAUGGUGCGAACGCCUUCUGGAGGCGUGCGAGAAGGCCUGGAGCUCAGAGCAACAAUUGGGCGACGAUUGGUCGCUCUGCAACGCCACCUGUGGAACUAUGUGGGAGGCCGUCGCCGUGAGCAGCUCGUCCGUGCCCGAGGAGAACUUGCGGGAGGAGCUGGCCAAGCAGUCCAUGACGGGCGAACGGUACGAUUACGUGACGUUCUCAGGUGCCGAUUUGCAGCAACCUCGUCGCCUACGUAGCAUGGUUGCCCAUCUCCAUGUUACGAUGGGUCACUUGAGCAACGAGCGGCUGGCACGGAUGCUGUCGUUGACUGGAGCUGCCGAGGGCAUCGUGAGUUUGGCUCAAAUUCGCGGUGACCCACUUCAUCGACGGGCUCUCACCGACUAUCACCUGGGCGACCUCACUGACCGUCCGGACAGCACCUUCGCGAGAGAAGUGUUGCAGGAUGUUUGGUAUAGUGUUUUCGGGCCCCCCGACCUCCUCAUCACCGACGGUGGCCCAGAGUUCGCGGGGUCGGUUCAGGUGAUGAAUGACCUCUUCUCCGUGGUUCAUGAGAUUGUCCCUGAAGGGGCGAAGUGGCGUCUUGGUCACGCUGAGAGGCACGGGGCGAUCGUCAAGCUGAUGAUGAUGAAGAUGGUGAAGGGCCUGAACCUGAAGGGGGUCGCCGAGAUGAGACGAGCCGCUGGUGCAGCGUUCGCGGCCAAGAAUCGUACUUUGAACAAGGGCGGUGUCUCCCCGCUGCAAGCCGUGACCGGCCGCAACAGCAUGGUGCCCGGAUCCAUCAUGGAGCAAUUGGCCAGCGGGCGGAUGCGUUUCCGGUACAACGAGGCGGCGACCAACAAGGAGGCCGUGGCCCGGGCGGAGCGCAUCAGGAUCGGAGCCUUGGAAGCCUUUCACUGGCUGGAUGCGAGCGAUGCCUUGAGACGCGCUUUGGCCUCGCGGUCUCGACCGCCCCAGCUUGAAGGCAUUCGUGAAGGGGCCGUGGUCUAUCUGUACGAGCCCCCACCGUCGCGAAAGGGUCUGGCCAGACGGAUGCAGGACAAUGUGAGCUGGACCGGUCCCGGAGUGGUGGUGUGUGUGGAGCGCGAUCGCCCGGUGCCGCAGCGGAUGUGGGUUCGACUUCGGGGGAAGGUCAAGGCCUAUCCCUUGGAGAAGGUGCGCCUGGCAACCACCGAGGAGAUGGUCAGUGCUGACUAUGUCAACCAGGCCUUGGAGGACGUGACUAAGGAGCUCGAGGGCGGCCAGCUGAAAGUCGAGGACGCUCCGGUGGAGGGCAACGGGGCGAACGAGGACGGCCCGGGUGGUGCGAAGGACUCGAGCUCUUCUUCCUCUUCCGAGUCGGAGCAGGAGCGGUUGGACCCGGAAAAGGAACGUGCUCGCGAGGCUGCGACGGAAGGGGCGAUGGAGCCUCACGAGCUGGACUUUGCCAAGAAGCAAAAGCUGUUCGAGUCGCUCUCAAAGUCUUUUGAGCCGCCCUCGGCGCUGCAGGAGGCCCAGCUCCGGAAGCAAAUGGAGGACACUUACUCGCGAGUGAAGAGGGUUCGCAAGGCCAUUCUGGCCAAACCCAGGGGCCAGGCCGGCCGAGCACGAGGGCCACGAACUGCUGGGCGCCAAGGAGAACGACUAGUGGGAGGCGUCUCCUCGACGCGCGGUGCGGCACCUGACGAGGACGCCAAGCUCUCCGUCGAGGUCACUCUCCCGAAUCAGUUCUUUAAGCCGGGCGAGUUGGACGUGCUCAUUCAGGAAACUAUGGGCCAGUGGACUCUGUGGUCCUCCCCGUCUGUACAUGCUGAGGCGGACGAGUUACUCAAGGUGAGCGCUUGCCUUGCAACCGCCGAACAGGGUGGCGUCACGGAGGUGACCACGGGGAAGGCCCGGAUUGAGUACAAGUGGGCCAGCCUGUCUCCUGAGUGGCGGCAGGCUUAUGUGGAGCCCUUGAAAAAGGCCGUGGGCGUCUACCUGGAGCACAAUGGCAUCCGCGGUGUGCCGUUAGGCCAAAUGGUCGACUCGGCACGGGUGCUUACUUCGAGGUUUGUCUUGACAAACAAAGGGGGCGCCGACCUCGCUGAGGCAGAGCUGAAGGCCCGAUGGAUCUUUGGCGGCCACAAGGACCCAGAUGCUGGUCUCUACCCGACUUCCUCCCCGACGGCCAGCGUGCUGGGGCACAACCUGCUCAACUUUGUGGCCGUGCAGAAGGGCUGGACGGUGCACUACGAGGAUGUGUCUGCGGCUUUCCUCCAGGGGAAGGAAUUACCACGGGUUGAGAAGAUCUAUGUGAAGGUGCCCAGUGGCUAUCCGCCGGAGGUCACCGAGUUUCUGCUGGCUGGGCUGGGUGCGGAUAUGCGCUCCGAUCUGGUGGAGCUGACGAAGGCGGGCUUCGGCUUGCCUGAGAGUCCGAGGUUGUGGUACCUUGAGUAUCGCGACACGAUACAGGGCCUUGGCCUUAUGGAGUUGGUGUUGGUCCCUGGACUGUUCCGAGCCUUUGAUGAGAAGGGGCAAUUGAAGGCGAUGGCCAGCAUACACGUUGAUGACACUCGCUAUGCCGGGGAUGAGACGAGUGGAGGCAUCUGGGAGAAGCUACACGAGGUUUUGAAGUUCGGCAAGCUUCGGAAGGCUACGGAUGGGUGGCAAAAGUUCUGUGGGCGCUGGGAACGCCAGUCGCCAGAGACACUGGAGAUGGAGUACUCGAUGACCGAGUACACCAAGGCCAUCCCAAUGCCCAAGGUGCCUUUACAGGGCAAAAGGUCAUCGGAGUCCACGACGAGAUCCAGCAACACACCAUCAAGGUCCUCGGAGUCCAGAGCGAGAUCCACCGACACACCAUCUGGGUCAUCGGAGUCCAGAGCGAGAUCCACUGACACACCACAGGGGUCAUGCUUAGAUGAGCAAGACACAGGUGGGGAGGGGGCCGGUCACGAGGAAGUCAUUCGAUACCUCGAGGAGCGGAUCAGUGCCGCAGACCAGGCUGAUGAACUGGGCGAAGGCGAUCGCAAGUUGAUUGGCUCGAUCGUGGGUCAAUUGAAUUGGGCAGCUCGACAAAGUCGCUACGACCUGUGCUACGUGGCCUCGCUGGUGCAACAGAUGGCAGGCCGUGGGCGACUUGAUGCUCUACGAUGGUUGGCUCAAGGCGUUCGUCGAGCCCAAGAGGAUGUAGUGACUCGCAUUCCCAAUUUGGGGUGCGGCCUCGAGGACCUCGUGGUUUUGUCGGUCAGAAAUGCCGCGUUCGGGGCAAUGCCUGGAGGUGCUAGUCAAGGGGGCAUCCUGAUUAUGCUGGCCUCUCCUGAGAUCCUCCAUGGCGAUGCUCCGGCUUGCAUCCUAGAGGGGACGAGCAACAAGAUACAUCGAGUGGUGCGGUGCUCGAUGUCAGCAGAGGUCUCCAGCUUGGCCACGGCUUUUGAGCACGGUGACUAUGUGAGGGCGGUGUUCUGUGAGCUCGUGGACCCUACUUUCAAUAUCUCCAAGUGGAAGGUCUGUGCUUCCAAGUGGCCCCACAUAUUGGUCACCGAUGCCCGUACCGGCUACGAUGCUCUCAGUGCUGAGACGCUGCCGGCAGAUCGAAAGAUCGCGAUCGACGUGGCCGUCUUGCGCCAAGGCCUGCUGAGUGAAGACAGCAACAACCUGGUGCGGUGGGUGCCGGGGGCUCAUAUGCCAUGUGACGGGCUCACGAAGUGGAGCCACAACAAAGUUCUUGUCGAGCUGAUGACGUCUGGAGUGUGGUCGCUCAAGGACACUCCAGCUGCUCAAGAGCUACGUAAGGCGGCUGCCGAGAAACGAGCCAUUUGGCGAAGGGCCCAAAAGACGGGUACCUAA
This is a messenger RNA of Symbiodinium necroappetens, 4065 nucleotides long. Lineage: Eukaryota; Dinophyceae; Suessiales; Symbiodiniaceae. The record is from the annotation of a GenBank genome assembly.